AUGAUUGCAGAGCCAAUUCUGUUCAUUCCUACGAUAUUCACUGAUGUUCACAAAACGAAUUUGGAGAUAUUUGAAGAAUACAUCACAAUCAUUGAUAAGAAAAAAGGAUCAGCUGAUAACAAAAAUAUCAGGUCGCAUACAUUCAAAAUGCUAAAGCCUCUUCUAGAUGAAUAUCCAGAAUUAAGAGAUGGAGUGAACGACCUGUAUGAAUUAAGUGAUUAUUUCGAGUUUAUUGAAAGAAUAAAGGGGAUGAACGUGGACAAAAAAGUGUUGGAAUUGCGACCCAAUCUCAGAAAGUGCUAUUUUGAGCAUAAAGAAUGA
This is a messenger RNA of Enterospora canceri, 321 nucleotides long. The record is from the annotation of a GenBank genome assembly. Lineage: Eukaryota; Fungi; Microsporidia; Enterocytozoonidae.